Messenger RNA from Exophiala bonariae, 4755 nucleotides. RefSeq lists its product as uncharacterized. The record is from RefSeq and is a predicted model, not a curated record. Gene Ontology annotation, biological process: transmembrane transport. The transcript has 3 exons. Bases 1 to 4755 code for a protein of 1584 amino acids. Gene Ontology annotation, molecular function: ATP binding; ATP hydrolysis activity; ABC-type transporter activity. Gene Ontology annotation, cellular component: membrane. NCBI's taxonomy places the organism in Eukaryota, Fungi, Ascomycota, Eurotiomycetes, Chaetothyriales, Herpotrichiellaceae.
AUGUCUCUCGUGGGGACCUUUACAUCCAAUUACGAUAAAAGUAUAAAUACAAGUGGCCCUGGGGUACUGGGACAAAGACGACCUAGUGAAGCAGAUCAAUCUAGCGUGCCAUUCCGAACUCGAUCGCACUCUCAGUCGACGAAACCGAAACGUUCUACUGACAACCAAGAAAUGUCAGCAACAUCUGACGACAAAACAGCAAGUCGAAACGAUGCAGCACUACCUUCCAACAAGCCCGAGUCUGCCAGCAGCACCGACGAAGAGGGAGCUGAGCGUAUCAAAUAUCUGGCCAGACAGUUCUCGCGGACGUCAAACUUCUCAGUGAAUGCCAGCCCAUUCGAGGCAGAGGCAGACUCAGCUCUAGAUCCCAGUUCAGACAACUUUCGAUCUCGAGCAUGGGUCAAGUCCAUGUUCAAGCUACAGUCGGAAGAUGACCGUUUUCUCGCCAGGACUGCUGGGUUUGCAUUCCGAAAUUUAAGUGCCUAUGGCUUUGGUGCAGCAACCGAUUAUCAAAAAUCCGUCGGUAACGUAAUGCUAGAAGUUGUCGGAAUGGCUCGAAGACUUAUGGGUACUGGCCAGCGACGGAUUGAUAUCCUGCGGAAUUUCGAUGGUCUCGUUCUUCCGGGAGAAAUGCUUGUUGUCCUUGGACCCCCAGGCUCAGGUUGUUCCACAUUUCUAAAGACAAUCGCUGGUGAAACGCACGGUUUCAAUAUUGAGCAAGACUCCUACAUUAAUUAUCAGGGCAUCAGCUAUGCGGACAUGCACAAGCACUUCCGAGGCGAAGCGAUCUAUACGGCAGAACUUGAUGUUCACUUUCCUCAGUUGACCGUGGCUGAGACUCUCUACUUUGCAGCCCGUGCAAGAGCCCCGAGAUUCCUCCCUGGUGGGGUGUCGAUAGAGACAUACGCUGCACAUAUGAGGGAUGUCAUUAUGGCAACCCUAGGCAUUCGCCAUACAUUCAACACUCAAGUUGGCAACGAUUACAUCCGAGGCGUCUCUGGUGGUGAGCGAAAGCGUGUCAGUAUUGCCGAAGCAAUGUUAAAUCAAUCACCUCUACAGUGCUGGGACAAUAGUACUCGUGGCUUGGACAGUGCCAAUGCAAUUGAAUUUGUGAAGGGUCUACGCAUCUCCGCUGAUGUCCUCAACGCCACUGCCGCUGUUGCUAUCUACCAAGCACCACAAAGUGCCUAUGACAUCUUCGACAAGGCUCUUGUGCUUUACGAGGGACGUCAAAUAUAUUUUGGAAAGAAAGAGGACGCCAAAGCGUUUUUCGUCAACAUGGGAUUCCAAUGUCCUGAUCGACAAACAACUGCCGACUUUUUGACCUCUAUGACAAGUCCAGAGGAACGCAUCGUCCGCGAAGGUUUCGAGAAUAGAGUGCCACGCACACCAGACGAAUUUGCUAAAGCCUGGAAGGACAGCCCCGAGCAUGCACAGCUCCUGCGAGAUAUUGAACAAUUCGACCAGGAGCAUCCGCUGGGCGGAGAAGGUCUUUCCAGAUUCAAGGAGUCAAGACGCUUACAGCAAGCUAAGAGACAGCGUGUCGCAUCGCCAUAUACCCUCUCCUACUACCAACAGGUACGACUCUGCCUCUGGCGCGGGUUCCGCAGACUGUUGGCGGAUCCUACAAUCACAUUCGUACAAUUGUUUGCAAACACCAUCAUGGCAUUGGUCAUUUCCUCCAUCUUCUACAACCUUGAUAAGACAACAAACUCUUUCUACUCCCGCGGCGCCCUACUUUUCUUUGCAAUCCUGAUGAACGCGUUCGGUAGUGCCUUGGAGAUCCUCACUCUCUAUGCACAGAGACCAAUUGUCGAAAAACACCAGCGAUAUGCUCUUUAUCAUCCUUCGGCAGAAGCAUUCGCGUCGAUGUUGACGGAUAUGCCUUACAAGAUUCUGAACAGUAUCGUCUUCAACCUCACGCUAUACUUCAUGACCAAUUUGAGAAGAGAACCAGGACCUUUCUUUUUCUUCGUCUUGAUCUCCUUCUUUUUGACCCUGGUCAUGAGUAUGUUGUUCCGAACCAUUGCCUCUGUGUCAAGAACCCUCAGUCAAGCUCUAGCACCAGCAGCCAUCUUGAUCCUUGCCAUUGUGAUCUACACUGGAUUCGCUAUUCCCGUCAGCUACAUGCAGGGAUGGGCCCGCUGGAUCAAUUAUUUGGACCCCGUUGCAUACGGCUUUGAAGCUUUAAUGAUCAAUGAAUUUUCAGGCCAAAACUACGAUUGUGCGGUAUACGUUCCAAGCGGACCCGGCUAUAGUGGUCUAUCCGGAUUGGCGCACGUGUGCAACACCCCUGGAUCUCGACCUGGUCAGUCUUUCGUGAACGGUGACGACUACAUCAAUACCACCUAUCAGUACUAUGCUUCGCAUAGGUGGCGGAAUUUCGGUUUAUUGAUCGUGUUUAUGAUUGGUCUCAUGAUCACGUACCUGGUUGCAGCCGAACUCGUCUCCGCAAAGAAGUCCAAGGGUGAAGUUUUGGUAUUCCGUCGCGGACAUAAACCAGCCGGUCUGAAAGACCACCCGGAAGAUGCUGAAUCUGGCGCAACCGGGCGCGCCGUAGGAGCCGAAAGACAUAACGAUCUUGAACAAAUCUCGAGCAUCAUUCAAAAGCAGACUGCCAUCUUCCAGUGGAAGAAUGUUUGUUACGAUAUCAAGGUCAAAGGUGGUGAAAGAAGGCUCCUAGACCACGUCGAUGGAUGGGUCAAACCUGGUACCUUGACUGGACUGAUGGGUGUUUCUGGUGCUGGCAAAACAACAUUGCUUGAUGUCCUAGCCACCCGUGUUACCAUGGGAGUAAUUUCAGGAGAAAUGUUGGUUGACGGACAACAAAGAGACGAAUCGUUUCAGCGCAAGACCGGUUACGUACAACAGCAGGAUCUCCAUCUGGAGACGUCAACCGUUCGAGAAGCCCUGGAAUUCAGCGCCUUGUUGCGUCAACCAGCCCAUAUUCCUCGGAAGGAGAAAAUUUCGUAUGUGAACGAGGUGAUCAAGCUUCUCGAUAUGACUGAAUACGCCGAUGCUGUCGUAGGUGUCCCUGGUGAAGGUCUCAACGUUGAACAGCGAAAACGUCUUACCAUCGGUGUCGAACUAGCUGCUAAGCCUCAACUCUUGCUCUUCUUGGACGAACCUACCUCCGGUCUCGACUCGCAAACUUCCUGGUCUAUUCUUGAUCUUCUCGAGAAGUUGAAGAACAACGGUCAAGCCAUCUUGUGCACAAUCCAUCAACCUUCGGCAAUGCUUUUCCAGCGCUUCGACCGACUGCUCUUCCUGGCUUCUGGUGGCAAGACUGUCUAUUUCGGACCUGUUGGUGAAUCCUCCCACAUUUUGACUAGCUACUUUGAGCGUAAUGGUGGACAUCCGUGCCCUCCUGAAGCCAAUCCCGCAGAAUGGAUGUUGGAAGUUAUCGGAGCUGCACCGGGCUCUCAUACCGAUAUUGAUUGGGUCGACACUUGGCGAAACUCUCCCGAACGUAAGGAAGUCCAUGCCGAACUUUCACAGAUGAAGCAUGAUCGUUGCAAGCUUGAGCGAGCGACUUCCAACAGUGCGGACAAGUCCAGCUACCGAGAAUUUGCCGCACCGUUCUGGCAACAACAAUGGGAGGUCCAGAAACGGGUCUUCACACAAUACUGGCGUACACCUUCUUAUAUCUACAGCAAGCUAUCUCUGGUUGUUUUCUCUGGUCUUUUCAUCGGUUUCUCAUUCUUCAAAGCCCGCAAUACGCAACAAGGCCUACAGAACCAAAUGUUCGGAAUUUUCAUGUUGAUGACCAUUUUCGGUCAACUGGUACAGCAAAUCAUGCCGCUCUUCGUCACACAACGCUCCUUGUACGAAGUUCGUGAACGCCCCUCAAAGGCCUAUUCCUGGAAAGCCUUCAUGAUGAGCAACAUCGUAGUUGAGCUCCCAUGGUCGGCUCUGUGCGCUCUGCUCCUCUUUCUUACCUGGUACUAUCCCAUUGGACUAUACAACAACGCCGAGCCGACAGACAGUGUCCAUGAGCGUGGCGCACUGAUGUUCUUGUAUAUCCUUUCAUUCUUGCUCUUCACUUCGACUUUCGCGCACAUGGCAAUCGCAGCUGUUGAUACUGCCGAGACUGGUGCCAACAUCGCCAAUUUGGCAUUCAUGCUGUCAUUGGUAUUCUGCGGUGUUUUGGCCGGACCUUCUUCCCUUCCCGGAUUUUGGAUCUUCAUGUACCGAGUCAGCCCCUUCACCUACCUGAUAGACGGCAUGCUUUCGGUCGCCGUUUCUGGCACGAACGUCAUAUGCGCCGAGAACGAAUACCUGCACUUCAACCCAUCGGAAGCCGGGCAAACCUGCGCCGACUACCUGGCACCAUACAUCAACGCAACAGGAGGCUACGUGCUCAACGGCGACGCAACAGACGACUGCUCGUACUGCCAGAUCAGCGAGACCAACACUUUCCUCGCGGCCGUCAGCUCGCACCCUCAAUACCAAUGGCGUAACUGGGGAAUCAUCUGGGCGUACAUCAUCUUCAACAUUGCCGCCGCCGUCUUCUUCUACUGGCUCGGCCGAGUUCCCAAGAACAGAGGCAAGGGUAAAAAAGAGGAGACGGGCAGUCCCUCGGGCAGCAGGGACGGCAGCGUCCUCGUGCCCACCAGCACCAUCCAACGCGAAGAGAAGGACAUCGAGUCCGGCCCCUCGGUUGAACCUGUGCUCACCACCUCUCAUUCGGCCACACAUGCUUGUGAGGUGGAGUCUGAGACGGUGAUUGAGAAAGACCACGCAGCUGUCCGUUGA